GUCAUGUACUCGGUGCCGGAGCUUUAUCCGAGGCGGAAGCGGCUGGACGGGCGGGCCUCUCCGCUGCUGGACCAUUUGGGAUUGCGAUUAGGGAUGUGGUACUGGAAAGAUGAAACCAGAACUCUUGAAUUCAGAAGUUUUCUGCCUACCAUGGAAUUCAAGGAAAAAGGAAGGAAAGGCAAGGCAGUCCACUUUCCCGAAAUUGAUGGCGCGGCUGCAGAAAGAUUGACAGAUAAAAGGCUUGCUUCAAGAGACACAGUCAAAUCCCUGGAGAAGCGAGGUCUGCUGGGCAGCGUGACGCUGGACGACGUGAAAUUUGUCGUGUUGCUGCUGCUGCAGGAUUCCGAGAUGCAGCGGAUUUGUUCUUUUACAACUUUUGUGAGGAGUAAGAGUCUUGACAAUUUCCUCAUGGCAUUACUGUACUACUUAGCUUAUUUCUUGGAAAAAAACUCACUGGAAAGGAAGCCCAAAAGCUACAUGGUGGGCCUUGUGGAGAAAAAAGAGAUGGAGCUGGCUGUCAGCAAGUUGGAGGCAGCACAGAAGCAUCUGGCUCAGAAGUACUGCAUGCUCGUGCUGGGCCUGGGCAUGCCGGAUAAGCACCACAUGUCCUGCGGGAAGGAGAAAAUCUCAGAUACGCAGAAAGACUGGAAAUUCUUCGAGUGCUUUUACACUUUCUGCACCUAUGUGGCGUGGGUUGUCUUCCGGCGGCAGCACUUGACCGAGAUUGAGGAGGAAGUAGGGAGGCUCUUUCGUACCAGUAUGUUCAACAUUCCCCGCCGGAAGCGGGAGGAGGAAGAAUCAGGAGGGGAGAGGAAGCGCAUGACUUUUGUGCAGUUUAGGAGAAUGAUGGCGAAACGCCCAGCAAUUAAAAAAGCCGUUAACAUGCGCUCUCCAGUUCUGUCUACCCUGCUGCCCUCUCACAGAGAGAAAGUUCAGAAUAUCAUAGAGAAAAAGUACCAAACAGGAGUGACGCUCCCAGCUCAGGGGCACCUGGACUUUGUGCCCCUACCCAAAGUAGGCAUCCUGGGGGAGCCUCGAUACCUGUUCAAUCCCCAUACCCUUCUACCCAUUGACCUGGAAGAAAGCGUGAAAUCGGGGCGACAUUCCUCUGUGAUAGAAAGAAACAACGUACGGAUUCAGAAUACCCUGGACUUGGUGAUGAAGACCCUGUCCGUGUCUCACCCAGCAUACUCCAGAUAGCCCACGGGGAAGUCCCCGCACGGGAAAAUGAAGCAUGCUGUUCUUAGUCCCUCUAUACAGGACGAGUAUCUGCUACUAUUACUAUUAUUAAACUUCUCCAAAUUG
Molecule: messenger RNA, 1305 nt
Organism: Ochotona curzoniae (black-lipped pika)
Lineage: Eukaryota; Metazoa; Chordata; Mammalia; Lagomorpha; Ochotonidae
Gene: PPP1R36
Product: protein phosphatase 1 regulatory subunit 36
Exons: 11
Coding region: 4-1200 (398 amino acids)
Biological process (GO): negative regulation of phosphatase activity
Molecular function (GO): phosphatase binding
Source: RefSeq, a predicted model, not a curated record